ACCAUUGAACCAUAACAUUCAAAAACUACAAAUGGUCGCGAGUGCUUGUCGAAAUGUUGCUCGUCUGGGCUGUAUUUUAUUUACUGUUUUUUAACACAGUUCAAUGCGUAUUUAAAGAGCUAUAUUGCACCAUAGCAGAUACAUGUGAAUGCGACUUUAAGCCAAAUAUACGAGACUUGGAAUGGGACCUAUACACCAAUCUCUACGGACAACAUCUAGCUCAGGACAUCGUGUCCGAAGAGGUGAAGAACUUUCUGGCCAACAAUAAUCCCGACCGGCCGCUGGUACUGUCUCUCCACGGGGGUUCCGGUACCGGGAAGACCCUCCUCAGCUCCAUGCUGGCCUCCCACCUGUACACUUCUGCGAUGAGCAGCAGCUACGUCCACCACUUCAUCCCCACCCUCCACUUCCCCGCCCAUGAGAGAGUCAAUAUGUACCGGGCGGAGCUGAAGGCGUGGGUGGAGGGUAACCUGACGGCGUGCGCCCGCUCCGUCUUCAUCUUUGACGAGAUGGAGCGGAUGCCCUCCGGGGUGCUGGGGGUGCUGGAGCCCUUCCUUGGGCCGUCCCACGUGUUGUUCCAGACCAACUACCGCAAAGCGCUCUAUCUCUUCAUCAGUACGACGGGGGAGGAGGUGAUCAACAGGAUGGCUUUGGAAUACAGACAGGAGGGCAGGGACCGAGAGGAGAUCCGGGCUUCGGACCUCCAGGACGCCAUCGCCGAGGCCGUCUCCAAAACCAACUCUAGUGGAUUCUCCGGGUCAAGUAUCAUCGAGGACGGUCUGGUGACUCGCUUCGUCCCCUUCCUGCCGCUGUGUCGACGCCACGUGGAACGCUGCACCCGCCAACAGCUGUGCCAGCAGGGGAUGUGUGGGCGCAGUGACGUGGUGGAGGCAGUAGGGGGCGACAUGCACUACACUCCCUUGCAGGAACAGUACUUCUCCAUCAGCGGGUGCAAGGCUGUCCCUGCCAAAAUAAACCUCUUCCUGUGACCCAUUGAGAGGUGCGCUUGGUGUCUGGACUGAUAGGGGAGGGGCAGGUGGCCGGGACCUGUGCCCAACCUGGGACCCAGGGCAGCAGAGCCAAAACGGUUUAGUGGGUUGUUGGUUGAGACUCUAUUCCCAACCUCAAAUCAACCGUUGAUGGUUGAAUCAAGAAUUUCCUGAUGAAACCUUGAACUGAUGAGAGGAUCAAUGUGUUGUACACUAAGAGGAUUUAACUUCCACUAGGAUGUUUGGCUCAAGAGCAGCCCUGUUUCAUACACUUCCAACCUGCAGUAGUAAUGUAGUUAAACUUCUCGCAUUACUUUGGCAUGAUUCAUAAUGCUAGCAUUAUUACUUUGCCUUACAGAGUGAUUUAUUGCUAUGAAUAAGGUAUGGAAACGACAUGACUUUCAUGACACUAGGGGUCAAUCAAGACUCAAUGCAUCUAUAUAUUGACCUGUGAGGGCUUUUGUUUACUUUUCCGUUCCUUUGAUUAUUUAUUGUUUAACUGUAUAUUUUUAUUCUACAGUCUUGGCUUGAUUUGUCAUUGAACAUAAAGUUUCCAGUCCAAGGUAACUUAAAGGGAACAUUACCGCUCACUCAUGAGAUUCAGAUAUAUAAGUAUUGACAUUCACCUGCAUCUGUCUUAAUCUCAGCUUCUCUGUACUCCAUUUUUAUUAUCUAUAUCACUGGCGUUGCAAUGGUUUAAUAAUGACAAAACAACAUAAUUUUUUUCUUGAUUAGUCUCUGCUUCGCACUCCAUUGAUCCGGUGUGUGUGAUGACACACUCCAGCGAUAGGAGGCUACCAUUUCCUGGUUGGAUUCCGACCUCUCACCCAGAUGCAGGGCUAAUGCCUUGUUCUAUGAAUAGGGGUACAACAUCUUUGCCGUAUUUUAAUUGGUCCACUUGUGCCUUAUUAUAGUGCACUAUUUAGGGCAUCACCAUUUUGUAGUGUUGAAUUGGUCUACUUGAUACCAUAAUAUACUGUCAAGCAAGUGUGCUACUGAUUCAACCCAUCACUUGUUACCUAAAUAGUGUACUACAUAGUGCAAAUAGGAAAUGAGGGAAUAAGUGAGCCAAAACGAACAUAGCCAUUGUGUUAUAGGAAGGUAUUACUGCACCAUCAACAUGUUUAGGACAAAUAGGAUGAAUGCUGUCAUGAAUAAAGUCCUGAUUGGUCCUACUAAUUUAUAAA
Messenger RNA from Gadus morhua (Atlantic cod), 2176 nucleotides. RefSeq names its product torsin family 2, member A (gene tor2a). The record is from RefSeq and is a predicted model, not a curated record. The transcript has 5 exons. Gene Ontology annotation, cellular component: endoplasmic reticulum lumen; nuclear envelope. Lineage: Eukaryota; Metazoa; Chordata; Actinopteri; Gadiformes; Gadidae. The coding region runs from base 54 to 989 and encodes 311 amino acids. Gene Ontology annotation, molecular function: ATP hydrolysis activity; ATP binding.